GGCGGGCUGCGCGCCCCGCGCCCGAGCCGCAGUCGCGCCCUCUCACUGCCUAGCGAAGGCUUGGACGGCGCGCGGAGGCGAGCGCGGUGAAGAAGGGCCUUCGGCGCCGCAGCCGCAGCCGCCUUCAGGGCAUGAGGAUGGCCGUGGGCUCCGUCAAGAUGCAGCCGCCGUGCGAGAGUCCGGCCCUGGCCGCGGCGGCGGCGGUGGCGGCGGCGGACGGCGCCUUUCGCCGCAGCCCCAGCGCCCGCGAGCCGGAGCGCGAGCCGCUGCAGUUGCCGCCGCGGCCGCGGCUGCGGGACCUGCCCGCGCUGCUGCGGAGCGGCCUCACUCUGCGGAGGAAGCGCAGCGCCGCCGGGGGCCGGACUCUAUCAAGAAGAAUUUCCAACCCAUACCUUGAACCUGCUCCUUCCCAGAUUUAUGGAGAGAAUUCUUCUUGUGCAGGAAGAGCACUGAGGAAUAUUAUCAUCGUUCAGGCAGCUGACCUGAUAAAGGACAGGGUGAACCUCAAGGGAUUUUACAGGAGAAGCUGCGUUGGGUCGGAACUGGUAGACUGGCUUCUAGAACACUGUCCUUUGGUCCAAUGCAGAUCUAUGGCCAUAGGGGUCUGGCAGCUCCUACUGGAUAUGGGAAUUAUGUCAUCAGUGGACCAGCAUUUAUGCUUUCAAGAUACCUAUGUUUUCUACCAGUUUUCGUCUGAUGAGUGUAGCUACUUGUACUGUGAAUUUGAAAGAGAAGAGGCGUGGCAAAACGGUGUCAAACUUUUACUGCAGCUGGUGCCUCUCAUUCCCACUAGAGCUGGCAUCUGUGAACUAUCUCAUCAGAAAAUUGAAGACUCAGAAGAGAGCAGCGAUGAAAUUCUUUGUCGUCUGACGUCUGCGGUGCAGAGAGAGCUAGCAGCUGUUAUUGCUUUGAAAGCAAGGAAGUCUGCAAUUGAACAAGAUGAAGAAAACAGUGACAAACACGUAACUGUGACAGAGGCUGAAGGUGUUGCAGAUCCUCAGGCUGGGGUGAUAUGCAAACUUCAGGAGAGAGAUGAUAUCGGGCGAAUUGAACUGGUCCAGAAGCUGGCAAGAGAAAACUGUCAAUUUUUGCAGACGGACAAAAAAGAACAGGAGAAGUCUGAACAUCAGGAUGAUGAAGUGACAACCGUUCAGGUUAAAGAGCAAGACCGGGACGUCCUGGUGCUGAAGAAAGUGCAGAGCUGCGGCCCAGCCCCCCAAGCGGGGAGCUUGGAGAGUGAUUGGAGAUACGUGGUCGUGUCCGGGACCCCAGAGAAGAUCUUGGAGCACCUUUUGAAUGACUUGCACCUGGAAGAAGUCCAGGACAAAGAAACAGAGACCCUCCUUGAUGACUUCCUUCUCACGUACACGGUCUUCAUGACAACUGACGACUUGUGCCAGGCGCUGUUGAGGCACUAUUCUGCUAAGAAGUAUCAAGGCAAAGAAGAAAACUCAGAUGUUCCUUGUCGGAAACGGAAGGUCUUGCAUCUUGUUUCCCAGUGGAUUGCUCUGUACAAAGACUGGUUACAUGAAGAUGAACAUUCAAAAAUGUUUUUAAAGACCAUAUACAGAAAUGUACUGGAUGAUGUAUAUGAAUACCCAAUACUUGAAAAAGAACUGAAAGAAUUUCAAAAGAUACUUGGAAUGCACCGUCGUCACACUGUAGAUGAAUAUUCACCACAAAGGAAGAAUAAAGCCCUUUUCCACCAAUUCAGUCUUAAGGAGAACUGGCUCCAGCAUAGAGGAACUGUGACGGAAACAGAGGAAAUUCUUUCACCUCAUGCAGUUUUCUGUCACGUGUAUAUCACGGAGCACUCCUAUGUCAGCGUGAAGGCAAAAGUUUCCAGUACAGCCCAAGAGAUCCUGAGAGUUGUGGCGGAAAAGAUCCAGCAUGCGGAAGAGGAUCUGGCUCUGGUAGCCGUCACAUUCUCUGGGGAAAAGCAUGAACUUCAGCCACAUGACUUGGCCAUCUCCAAGUCCCUUGAAGCAUCUGGUCGGAUAUAUGUCUACCGGAAAGACCUGGCUGACACUUUGAAUCCUUUUGCAGAAAAUGAAGAAUCACAGCAAAGGUCGAUUAGGAUUUUGGGAAUGAACACUUGGGAUAUUGCUCUGGAAUUAAUGAAUUUUGAUUGGAGCCUCUUCAAUUCAAUUCACGAGCAAGAGCUGAUCUACUUCACGUUCAGCAGACAAGGAAGUGGGGACCACACAGUGAACCUGAGCCUCCUACUCCAGAGAUGCAAUGAGGUCCAGCUCUGGGUGGCCACGGAGAUUCUGCUCUGCAGCCAGCUGGGCAAGAGAGUGCAGCUGGUGAAAAAAUUCAUCAAAAUUGCUGCUCACUGCAAAGCCCAGAGAAACCUGAAUUCUUUCUUUGCUAUUGUGAUGGGUCUCAACACUGCUUCUGUCAGCCGGCUGUCCCAGACCUGGGAGAAAAUCCCUGGGAAGUUUAAGAAACUUUUUUCUGAACUUGAAAGUUUAACGGAUCCUUCCCUGAAUCACAAAGCCUACCGAGAUGCAUUCAAAAAGAUGAAGCCGCCCAAAAUCCCUUUCAUGCCCUUAUUGCUUAAAGAUGUAACGUUCAUUCAUGAAGGAAAUAAAACAUUUUUGGAUAAUCUUGUCAAUUUUGAAAAACUGCAUAUGAUUGCAGACACUGUCCGAACACUGAGACACUGCAGGACUCACCAGUUUGGAGGUGACAUAUCUCCAAAAGAGCACCCAGAGUUAAAAUCCUACGUUCACCACCUGUGCGUCAUUGACAGCCAGCAGGCCCUGUUUGCGCUCUCGCACAGGAUCGAGCCACGGGUGUGAGCCCCCCCACGCCUCGCCACCCUGGAACCGCAGCCCCGGGAGCUCCGGGGAUGGCAGCGCCGAGCACGUUGCUUUCCUGAGAGAAAAGAAGUUGCUGAGUUUUAUCAGCGUAUCACAAGACAUACACAGGAAAGCCAGCCAGAGCGUGCUCGCGAAGUGAUGUCAGCUGCCAGAGAUGCGGAGAGGCUGCUGUUGGAAGGGGAAGGCAGAAGCUUUCUCGAAAUGGAGAAGCCUGGUUUCUUAGGAUCACCUUGUUGAACCAAUCCAAUGUUCACUUUGAGAUGCGCCAGCGUCAAGACGAGAGACCGUCUCCUAUCAUACGGUGACCAGGUGUCUCCGUAAGAGCAUGUGUGAGCCUGGGAGCAGUUUUACUUUGCCUGGUUUCUUAGGAUCACCUUGUUGAACCAAUCCAAUGUUCACUUUGAGAUGCGCCAGCGUCAAGACGAGAGACCGUCUCCUGUCAUACGGUGACCAGGUGUCUCCGUAAGAGCAUGUGUGAGCCUGGGAGGAGUUUUACUUUGCCUGGCAGCAGAUGCCUGUUUCUAGGCUGUCAAAGCGGGAGCUCAUUUGAACACCUGAAGACAGUGACGGCAUCUCUAGGUUUCCAGGGAGACGCACCGGUCUCUGUCUUUAUGAACUAUGACAUCGCCAAAAGCCACUUGUGUCUAGGGAGUUAGUGAGGACUGGCAGCUGGCAUCCCUGCUCUGAUCUCCAGAAGAGAAAUGUCAAGGCAUGCAUUUCUUGGCAUCCACAGUCACUUAGCGAUGUGUGCUCGCAGGUGAAAUGCGUUUCUGCGCAACUGAUUCACAACUGUAGGCAAGUUAGACUAAGUUGCUUUGCCAACACGGAAGAACAGUCACCUUUCAGAAAUCGACGCAUUGAAUUUCUGGGGAUUUUCUUUCCACGUGCAAGCAGGCUCUCAUCUCGGGUACAAUACGAUUUUUGACAAAAGCACGGUGCCUGACACAUUGCAGGCACUCUUAACUGUUCCUGGGGGUGACGGUCACAAAGGCCCGCCUUUUUGUGCCUGGCGAUGCCCUCGUGUGUUGCUUGCUUCCAGCAGCCUCAUGCCCAUACUCUGGAAUGAGAACGGCCCAUACAGGGAGCUUAAGUGGGAUGUGAUGUGUGAAGCACUUAGCUCUCCCUGGAGAAGAACAAGGGGUUAAAAUAGUGGUGAUCGCCCAUCUUUCAGCAAAUGAAAAGAACCCCAAAGAUCUAAAUGUCUGAUGUAUGUUGGACACUUAGAAGUCCUAUAGUCUGCCUCCCAACCAAGGCAGGGAGCCUUUCUAUAAUCUGCCUUUUUUUUUUCCCCCCAAAUUCUCAGAGUCUUUUAAGUCUUUUUAUUCCCGUUUUUACAGGUGGGGGCUCCUACAGUAAAUAUGACCUCUUGCUGUUCUCAAGAACUGGUUAGAGGAUUUCCCUCAACCUUCAAGUGAACAAAAAAGCCUGUGAGAUACAGUAAUGAAAUCCACCCCUGCCAGCUAGAUCCUUGUCACUUUGCUAAAAUACAAGGGCCCUGCUUUGCCUGUUAGGUUCAUUCAUUUUCCACACAUGUGAUCCUGGUGCCCCUCUCACCCCUCCUGCCUGGUCCCCUCCUUGGUGCCUGUACAGAAUCGCUUCUUCUUGUCCCAUCAGCACCUCGUUACUGAGAUGUGUCCAAUGCUUUCUUACACCUUUAUAGCAAUGCUGUUUCCUGGGCUCGGGAGCCGCGCUGAGCUUGAGAGAUCCCUGUUAGCAGCCACAGGGAGCAAAUUUGGGGUAGGACUUUGAAAGAGAGUCUGUCCCAGCAUGUCAAGCUUCAGUCCUGAACAUUAACAUGGCUUUAUAGAAAGGCACCAUCCAGGGCUAGUCCACUCAGAGAAAUGCCCCAGGCUCCUGGCAAUGGAAUGAGACCCAUUGGAGGAGAUCAGCCCCACCAGAACCAGGGAAAAGAGACUUUUCUCGUGGCUGAUCAAACACUGGAAAAGCGCUCCCCUUGGCAAUUACUGAGGACGCUGUGGGCUUACAGCACCAGUGUGUGUUCUGGUCUUUUCUCUGUGCUCAGGAGUAGCAUUGGGCCAUUCUAACCCUACGAGGCCAUUUUGACAUCGUCUCUUGUGUUUUACAGUUUAAAUGGUUAUUCACAUUAGAUCUGCAUUGCUCCAUCUAAAAGUAUUGCAGUUGCUCCAGUGGAGAACUAUUUUAGCACAGCACCUGCUGCUUGGACCUCAACUCAGAUGUGUGCAUGGCCAAACGAAUCCACACGUACAUCACACCUAAACAGAUUUUGAGGGUGUAGUCGGAGUACCCCACGUGGUAUGGGUGGAAACAGACUGGGAGAGAACGGCGCUUGCCCGCUGUUUCCUCCAGCCAUGGUCUUAAUGGCUCUUGGGGCAACAAAAGGGAAGGAUUUUGUUUUGUUGAGAUGUGCUUUUCCAUCCCUGUCUUCUGAAAGUCAAAAUCUCUAAAUCUUCCUGAAAUUUAACAACGAUCUGCAGAGGUCUCCCAGGCAGCAGCUCUCAGAAAUUUCAGAAGCAAUGAGAAGACGUGAAUCUGGAAUCAAUGAAUUCAAGGCAGAAUCAUGGGAACCAGAUGUAGCUCAACAUGAAGCUGUUUCUAAUGAGUCUGGAGCUGUCCAAGUGAACAGGCUGCAGGGGACUUAAGCAGGGUCCCUGUUAAUAGGGGUGGGUCAUAUUCCCUCUGCAUAUAUCUGCCAAGGCCUCUUUGGAAUAGGUUUUGUUCUGGCCAGAAGGGUGGCCAGGAGGACCUGUAAGCUCCUUUCUAACUCUGUUAGAUUUUCACAAUCGCACGAAAUCUCCAUUCACUCUGAAAAAUCUCCUAUCACCUGAGACCUUCACCAGCGACGGGUGCGUGGGCACUUCUGAGGGGGUUCUUUUCGCUAUGGCACAAUUUUCAGACAGUCCUAUGGGUCUUUGGAUCUGUCAGCAAACCAGCCCUGCUUAGAAGAUAGCACAGGGCAAGUUCCUAUCGGCAAAAUCACAACCACUCAAAAAAAUUUUUUAAUUUUUCCAUACCCAUUUGCAGAUGCUCCAAAGACUACAGUGUUUUAUAAUAACUUCACUCUUCGUUAUAAUCUGUAUAAUUGCCAGACGGUUGUAGUGAUACAUAUUAUGGCCUGCGUUCACUUUAGUAUCUCGUUAGAAUGAAUUCAUUUUCCUAGACCCCUGUCCACAAGCAAGUUGGGUGCAGAAUACCUUAAAUUCAGAAGCAUAGGGACAAAGUAACAACCCAUACCUCCCAGCUUGUAGGGAGAUGUUGCACUAAUGCAUACUCACCUCCAAGUAGGGAGACACAGUGGCAUCAAAGAGAAGGUGCUGGUGACGUUUGAUCCCUGGAGCUGGGCUUCCACUGCUGCCCCGAUCCCUGCCCAGUGGUUUUGUUGCAGCCAUCGCACACACCACAGAUUCCAAGUGUCCCUAGAUGGCAGACCUAGUCUGAGCUUCUCAGAAACUAGGCAAAAACAUUCAAAUGGGGAAGAUCAGGUCCACUCUGGUGAUCUAACAUGGAUAGCAUUUCUUUUAAAUGCUUCAAAGACAUGUCCUUAAGUUUUCAGCCUGCUUAUUAACGAGUGAGCCAUUGUGCUUAAAACUAGUGCUGGAAAAAAGUUUUUAAAAAUUGCCAAAAAGUUAGAUGAAAAUGUACUAUAUAAAGCAAAGCUGUAUAUACUAAACAUUUUUUAGCAGAGUAAUAUUUAUUUGCAUAGCCUAUUUAUUCGUAUUCCACUGUUAUCAAAUACUGGGAUGAAAUCGAUGAGACCGCUGUGACAUUAUCAGCUUGCAUUAACAGAAGAUAGAAAACCCACAAUCAGGGCGUCUACCUAACUUCUCAGGGACUACACUUUGUAGUUUUCCACCAUUAGAAGAGCUGGUAAAUAUGAAACAUUUGUGGAAUUACCAGAAUUGCCAUUAACAGUAUUUUCUUUCUCAUAUUUCAUGCUUUCUGCUUCUGUAUAUAUGACUGUGCUGUGUAUUUAUCAAAGCUAGUAAGCAAUAAUUUAUAUGUAAAAAUGGCCAAGCAAUAUAAGGUGAAAACUUACAUGUAAGUCACUGUUACCUUAUCUUGUAUUUUCAAGUGUUUUUUUUUAAAAAACUGCUUUUCCAAAUAUAAGAUGAUGUUAAAGAUACUA
Molecule: messenger RNA, 6930 nt
Organism: Orcinus orca (killer whale)
Lineage: Eukaryota; Metazoa; Chordata; Mammalia; Artiodactyla; Delphinidae
Gene: RAPGEF5
Product: Rap guanine nucleotide exchange factor 5
Exons: 26
Coding region: 132-2804 (890 amino acids)
Biological process (GO): Ras protein signal transduction; positive regulation of GTPase activity
Cellular component (GO): plasma membrane
Molecular function (GO): guanyl-nucleotide exchange factor activity
Source: RefSeq, a predicted model, not a curated record